This is a messenger RNA of Xenia sp. Carnegie-2017, 2117 nucleotides long. Its product is annotated as solute carrier family 35 member G1-like. The transcript has 2 exons. NCBI's taxonomy places the organism in Eukaryota, Metazoa, Cnidaria, Anthozoa, Malacalcyonacea, Xeniidae. Bases 609 to 1691 code for a protein of 360 amino acids. The record is from RefSeq and is a predicted model, not a curated record. Gene Ontology annotation, cellular component: membrane.
UUAGCGUCGAGUAUUCAAUUUAUAUUUUGUGUGGUAUGAAGUUAGCGUACUCGAAUGUGUUAUGUUUAAUUUUCAUAUUGUUUUCAACCUGUCGAGAGAUAGUGUCAAUGAAAUCGUGUAGUGUUAAGACUCGCUAUCUCUGCCACAUGCAUUAAUGUGCAACUCAAACUAAAUAACACUAUUGUCUCGGAUAUAAACUACCUAAUGACCUUGAAUUGUUUGCUUUAGUUUAAACAAUUCAAUGUUCUUUACGUUUUCUUAGUUUUCGUAGCGAUUUUCGAAUAUGUAGCGAAUGUAUUUCGAUUGACCAUUGAAACGACAAGUAAUUAUAAUAUUUUUUGUACAUCUCGAGAUAUGCAAAAAUUCUCUGUUUCGUGAAUGUGAUGUUUACAAACGAUGAUAAUUCUUUGUCGUUUUUCGUUACAAUGCAUACGACGUGUUUGAACGUCACUUUAAUGAAGUUCAAAUUUCUCAGCUUGGGAGAGAUGCGUUUGAUUUAAAAUGAAAAGACGCUAUAGCGCAAAGGAUUGGGUAUUGUAGCUAUUACUAAGCAGCUCUUAAAUACACGACCUUGAGAACUGUUCUGUCGAAAUAAAAUAAAGGCUUUCAUGGCGAACAAAAGUAUAUGGCUGAAAGAGACAUUAAAGCGAUGCUUUUCUCGGCCUGGUCUCUUUUAUGCAAUAAUUUCCUGUUUUUUCUUCGCUACAUCCUCCCUUAUUGUUCAUGUACUCAACGAAAUCCACGCUGUGCAAACGGUUUUCUUUCGAAGUUUUGUGCAUUUGACUUUUAUCACGCCAAUGCUUAUAUACGAAGGUGUGAAUCCGCUACCAAAACGGGACGAUUUGAGAGAAAGCGCACUUUUGGUGUUUCGUGGUUUGACUGCGUCGGCUGCGUUGUGUUUUCAGUUCUACGCGUUGCAACAUAUGCCAUUGUCUGAUGCAACCGUCUUGAUUUUCUCUGCUCCACUAUUUACUGCGUUGUUAGCGCAUUGUUUUCUUCCUGAACGUUUGGGAAAGAUGGAUGCCGUGUCGGCCAUUUUGUGUUUUCUUGGCGUGGUCAUGAUCGCGCAACCUCGAAGUUUGUUUUUAUUCAGUUUUCAAUCAAAACAUCAUUUCUUGUCAUGUUGUAUUGCUGUCACCGGUGCCAUCUUAACAGCCAUCAGCAUCAUCACGUUAAAGAAAGUGAAGAGACUGCAUUUUUCCACAUCCUCUUUUUACCUCGCUUUUAUGGGAUCUGUUGGAACUGGCUUGCCGUGUCUUAUCCCCGGGUUAUUUCGCCCGAUCGUUUGUGGUCACCAGCUGCACGUCAUUGGCAUUGGUCUAUGUGCUGUAGGAGGGCAGUACUUUUUAUGCAAAUCUCUGAGAUUGGAAAAAGCUCACACCGUUGCUCUACUUCGUACGUUCGAUAUUGUCUUGGCUUUCGUGUUCCAGUUGAUAUUCUUCAAUCAUCGGCCCAAUAUUUUCAGUAUAUCAGGAGCCAUGCUUGUAUCCAUGUGUAACAUCGUGAUCUUUAGUACUGCUAGAUCACCCGAUGCUUCCAACGAUGAUCCUCCAUGCACCAGCGAAACCUUUAAUGAUCACGAAGAUGAUCCCAUGGCAACCAACUCGAAAGAUCUCUUUCAAGAUGUGGAGAAACGUUGUGAAAAAAAACGAACUUCUAAAAUUCAAUGUAAAACUACUCAAGAUGAAUGAACGAUUUUAAGGGCAUUUUCAACGCAUCAUGUGAUAUUUACGUCUGUUACGUCAUUUAAUUAAGAAUUCAUUAGAACGGCAUUUAGGAGCAAUUAUAUACGAGUAAAGAAUGUUCGAUCAUUUUUCUCACGUGAAAUGGAACGUGGGUAAGUUGCUUGUCGUUAUUUAAAACUAAACUUUGCGCAUGUGAAGUUUAAUGUGUAAAUAAUUAAUUAUGAUUAUAUGUACUUUAAAAUUGAUCUUUGAGUAAACGUUGUGGAGCUGUUUGACAUAUUCUGUAUGAGGCGGAAUUAGCAGUUGUUGCAAUGUCUAGAUCGUAAAAUCUGAAGUAUUCGCCGUGUAACAUAUCCUGACAAAAUCUCCACAAUGUGGUCUCCAAUUGAUUUUGGAUAUACUUCUAUUUUAAUCAUGGAUCCAUUGUGUAAA